AUGCGCCACUUGCAUCAACUCCACGCCCCCGGUCCCAUCUACUUGGGCAACCAUGAGCCUCUCCUCAAGUCGAUUGGAUCUCAAGAGAAUGCACUCGAGUUCAUCACAUCGAUUGGAGUGCUACGCGAUUGCUUCGAAGUCAAGGACAUGAAGGCUGUCAUCAACGACACUUUGCGUCAAUACUUUAGUUUGGAGCUACUUGAUCAUAUCAAUCAGACACUGCCAGAGUACAUGAAAAAUGUUGAUUGGAUUGCUGAAGCAAUCUGUACAACUCUCUCGAGAUACCUCAUCUAUAUCGGGUUCAAGAGGAGCAGAUCAUCAACAAACAGCAACAACAUGGCUGAGACCUCUGCCCCCUUUGUCUUGGCGUCCAUCAACAACAACAAUAACAACAAAGGAGAUCUGUUGGCACUCUUGAAACAGGUUCACGCACACUUCACUGUCACUGGACUACCGUUCUCCAUUGGGGAUCAGUCCAUGGUCACUGCGAUUAAGUGUGGCAGUCCUUUGGAUGUUAUUUACUUCCUGUUGGAUCAAUACGACAUCGAUGUAUUGUCGAAUGAUAUCGAUUUCACCAUCCAGAAGAUACAUCCAUCUCUCCAAUCGAUGGAGCUCAUUCAACGUCUGGCCACAUACCCAAACAUCAGAUUCUGCAUCAAAUCACUCAAGUGCUUGCUACAAGCUGGCAACUUUGAGUUGUUCCGUCUGGUUGAGCUUCACAUGCAGCAGCAUCAGCUAUACAUUGAUUACCCUAGGUUACUCAGUGUACUUGUCAAACUCCCACCAGAGACAGAGGUGACCUCACUCAUCACUUCCAUCAUACACAAACAUCCAGAAGAGCUGUACAUCAACCCGUAUAGUCGACACAUUACAAGUUGUACUCAAAUAUUGCUCAACUCACACGCGCGUGCGGCAAUCAUUGCGACCACAACGCCAACUCUGCCUUCUCCUUUUACUAUUGGCGACCUAGCAUCAUCCAUAUCAGAGUUGAAGCGAAUACCUUUGGCCAGUCAGCGUGUUGAGUUGCUUCAGCAGAUUCUGGACAGUGACAUCAUCUCGACACGCUACCGCCGUCCAAUCCGUGGUUAUCCAAUGGACUGUGCCAUUUCCGAAGGCCUCUUUGAGCUUCUCCCUGUGCUCAGUAUCAAAUAUCCAGACGUACAACUUGCACAUUUGGUGGACGAUGGAUAUGGCAUCGUGGACCUCCUGACACGUGAUGGCCUGACUGAGUCAUUCAAGAUUUACAUCACGCACAAGGCACACAUUAGUUCUCCAUUCCUCCAACAUGCUCGCAUGUCCUUUGACAACCUGGAAAUCAUUCAAUUCCUCUGCACCAACAACAUUUACUUCGACAUCCCAACAUCAUUCCUCAAAGCGGCCAGAUCUGGCGCAUUGGGUACACUCAAGUAUCUGACCGACAAUCGUAAUAUCAAGACGACCACUGAAGCAAUGGAUGGGGCGGCCACAAAUGGACAUCUUCACGUGUUUGAGUACCUUAAUACCACUCGCAAUGAAGGAUGUACAGAGCAGGCAUUCAUUGGUGCCGCCAAGAAUGGUCAUCUUCACAUCUUGGAGUUCAUGUUCUCAAAGUUUAAAUAUGAUUACCAAAGAUUGGUCUCGGUGGAGUCUUCACUGAAAAUGAUCAUUGAAGCAAUGGAUGGUGGACACAUUAAAAUGGGAACAAAUCCAUAA
This is a messenger RNA of Acytostelium subglobosum LB1, 1692 nucleotides long. RefSeq lists its product as hypothetical. The transcript is spliced from 2 exons. The record is from RefSeq and is a predicted model, not a curated record. NCBI's taxonomy places the organism in Eukaryota, Evosea, Eumycetozoa, Acytosteliales, Acytosteliaceae. The coding region runs from base 1 to 1692 and encodes 563 amino acids.